Aegilops tauschii subsp. strangulata is the source of this 1179-nucleotide messenger RNA. Lineage: Eukaryota; Viridiplantae; Streptophyta; Magnoliopsida; Poales; Poaceae. The record is from RefSeq and is a predicted model, not a curated record.
AUGCAUGUACGCGAUGCAUGCACUACUCGCCUUGCCUCGCGGUUCUGCUGCUCCGCUGCGCCGCGCCGUCAACUGCAGGAAUCGCAAGCGCCAUCGCUGUUCAGUGCCUGCAUUCUCCUUCCCCUCCGCGUCUGCGCGCACCGGGUGUCCCGCCGCCUGGGUUGGCCUCUGCUCCGUUCCACGAGCACGCGUGCGCACGCUGCCGUCCGGCUCGUAACCGCCCGCCGCGUUGGCCCUCCGCCCCGCUCGGCCCGUGCGUGCGCACCGCCGCCUGCCGCGCUGGCCCUCCGCUCCGCCGGACAUCCCAGUGCGCCUCUCCCUCUGCAGCUCCCGGCCAGCUCGCCCAGCCGCCUACCAUCCAACUCGCCGCGUGCCUCCGGCAAGCCGGGCCCGGCCUCCCGCGCCGUCUCCGCUAGCGGGCCGACUUGCCGUUCCCCGGCUCCUGUGUCAGCCUGCCGGCCGCGUGCCGCCUCCCCUCACCGCGUGCUCCUGGCCAGGACGUGCUUACGCUCCCGCGCUGGCCGGCCUUACACCCCGCUGACUAACCUCCGCAUCCAGCGCCGGCCCCGGACCGGCUCCCCAUCGUCGCCCAGCCACCUCCCGCGCGCACGCCGGCUGCUGCACCGGAUCCGGCCGUCCUCACCAUCCGAUCGCGCACGCCCCGGCGCCAGACCUCGCCCUGGCCUCGCCACUUUGCCCGCGCCGCCCCAGCUCCGCGGCCUCGCCUCGUCCCUGCGGAGCCCGUUCCGCUUCAUGUGCGCCCGCAGUCGGCCGCACCAGGCUCCCGUCCGGUUGGCCGCUACCGCGCCACCGUUCGGCUUUGGCCGCCCUUCUCUGCGCACUCCUCGGCCGCUUCCGGACCGCCCGUCGCCUGCUGCUCCGCACCCGGCUGUUCCCGUCGCCGCCCCUCCGGUGCGCCGGCUCGCCCAACAGCUGGCUCCUCCCCUGCCGACCUCCACCCGUUCGCACCAGCCGGCCGCGCCCGGCCGGCACGCGCUCCUGCUCCCCAUUGUGCCCCGCCGCGUCCGGCUCCCUGGUGCCGCCCCGCGCCCGGCCGGGUCCGGCUCCGUCCGCCUCCGAACGCCCACCCCAGGCCGGCUGCGGGUCGCUGCUCCAGCCGCCCGUCUUAGCCGACUGUACGAGAAGAGAAAAAGGGUCGUCUGCCCGAUGGCUAGCUAG